AUGAUCCAAACAACAAACGGGUCGGGUCGUCGGGUAUUCAACUUCCCGGCGGUUCAUCCAUCCCCAAACAUUGCUCUUUCCACUCUUCUCACUUCCCUCAUCGCUCUCUCCGAUGAUAUUUCCAAUUUCCAACACAAAUUCUUCUCUUCCAAUAAACGAAACGCGAGAAACGCUGUUCGUUUGAUUCAUCUCCUCCAACCAUUCCUUCAUGAUAUCCGAGAAAAUCACUCCAAUCUUCCAUCUCCGGCGACCCUUUGUUUCACCGAGCUUCAUUUCAUCUUCCAGAAGCUUCUAUUCUUGAUGGAAGAUUCAACCAGAGAAGGUGCGAGGUUGUUUAUGUUAAUGGAGUCGGGUCGGGUUGCGACGAUGUACGGGGUGUUGUUCCGAUCCGUUACGACUGCGCUUGAUAUUUUUCCUUUUGAUAGUGUUUAUAUGUCUGUGGAAGCUAAAGAGGAUGUUUUGUUGUUGAUGAAGCAAGCGAGGGAGGGAAGGUUUGAAUUUGAGGCUGAGGACGAGGAUGUGGUGAUGUGUGUUGUGAAUGUCUUGAAGCUGUUUGAGAAAAGGGUUGCUCCUGAAAAGUUUGAUAUGAAACGUGUUCUUGAUUAUAUUGGGGUUUUGAAGUGGAGUGAGGUUAAUAAAGAGGUGAAGUUUUUGGAUGGUGAAAUUGGGUUUGAAUGGUUGAAUGAGAAAAAGAAAAAGGUGGGUUCUUUAAGUGGUUUGAUGGGGUUUAUGAGUUAUUGUAGAUGUGUGGUGAUGGAAAUCGUGGACUUUGAAGAGGGGGAAAGUAGUAAUAAAAUUGAUACAAGAAUAGAAACUGAAAUGAUUUUGAGUUGUGUAAACUCGGAUGAUUUUCGAUGUCCAAUCUCUUUGGAAUUGAUGAGUGAUCCUGUCAAUAUAGAAACAGGUCAUACUUAUGAUCGUUCUUCAAUUCUCAAAUGGUUUAGAAGUGGAAAUGCAAUGUGUCCAAAGACGGGUAAAAGUCUUAGCAGCAUUGAAUUGGUACCUAAUUUGGUACUUGGGAAGUUGAUUCAACAAUACUGCAAUGUCAAUGGCAUUCCUUUUUCUGAUUCGGGUCGUCGGAAUCGGGACAUGACAAGGACAAUGCAGCCUGGAAGUGCAGCUGCUGAGGGAGCAAUGAAGCUCUUGGCUGGUUUUCUUUGUGGAUGUCUUGACAACGGAAAUGUGGAACAGAAGAGCCGUGCUGCAUUGGAGGCAAGAGUUCUUACCAAAACAAGCAUUUUUAGUAGGUCUUGUUUGGUAGAAGCUGGUUCAGUUCCUCUUUUGUUGUUGUUGUUGGCAUCAAGUGAUUCAUCAGCACAAGAGAAUGCUAUUGCAGCCCUUUUAAACCUCUCAAAAUACACCAAAAGUAGAAGUGAAAUGGUUGAAAAUUGGGGAUUAGAAAUGAUUGUUGGGGUCUUAAACAAAGGGAUAACAAUCAAAGCAAAACAACAUGCUGCAGCAGUGUUGUUUUACCUUGCUUCAAAUGCCGACCAUGGUAACUUAAUCGGCAAAGAGCCAGAAGCAAUUCCAUCAUUGAUCAGUCUCAUCAAAGACGGCACUGAUCGAAGUGUAAAGAAUGGCUUGGUUGCAAUUUUUGGCCUCCUAAAAAGCCAUGAAAAUCACAAGAGGAUACUUGCUGGUCAAGCAAUUCCUUUGUUAGUUAACAUCUUAAAAGCACAUGAAAAAGAAGACUUUGUCACAGACUCACUAGCAAUUCUAGCAACUCUUGCAGAGAAAAGUGACGGAACAAUGGAAAUCCUUCGUUUUGGAGCUUUGCAUGUAGCCGUUGAAGUUAUGAGUCCUUCCUCCACUACUUCAAGAUUAGGGAAAGAGCAUUGUGUGUCUUUGUUGCUUUCUCUAUCAAUGAAUGGAGGAGAAAAUGUGGUUGCUCAUUUAGUAAAGAGUUCUUCUCUUAUGGAAUCUUUAUAUUCACAACUAAGUGAAGGAACUUCUAAAGCAAGCAAAAAGGCAAGUUCUCUCAUAAGGGUUCUUCAUGAUUUUUAUGAAAGGGGAUCCUCUAACUACAAGACAUCAGUUAUUCCACGUGAACAAUUCAUUCAUGUAUGGUAA
This is a messenger RNA of Lathyrus sativus (Indian pea), 2070 nucleotides long. NCBI's taxonomy places the organism in Eukaryota, Viridiplantae, Streptophyta, Magnoliopsida, Fabales, Fabaceae. The record is from the annotation of a GenBank genome assembly.